AUGGUGGACACCGAGACAGCCAGAACGAUUGUAGGCAUUGUCGGGAAUGUUAUCUCCUUCGGUUUAUUCCUGUCUCCCAUCCCGACAUUCAUCACCAUAUGGAAGAAGAAAACAGCGUCAGGAUUCAAGCCAGAUCCAUACGUCGCGACGGUACUCAACUGCGCAAUGUGGGUGUUCUAUGGUAUGCCCUUUGUCCAUCCGGACAGCCUUCUUGUGGUUACCAUCAACGGUUUCGGUUUUUGUCUCGAGCUCAUUUAUGUGGGGAUAUUCUUCAUAUACUCUCCAUGGAAGAGACGUCGGAAUAUCUUACUUGCGCUCCUCGUUGAACUGAUCUUCAUGGUUGCAGUAGUUGCGAUCACCUUGUUGGUUCUCCAUACCACAGGCAGGAGGUCCACACUUGUUGGAAUCUUGUGUAUCAUCUUCAACAUAGCGAUGUACACCUCACCAUUGACAAUCAUGCGCCGAGUCAUCCAGACAAAGAGCGUCAAGUACAUGCCCUUCUUUCUGUCACUCACCAACUUCUUAAAUGGCGUCAUCUGGGCUGUUUAUGCGCUCCUCAAAUUCGAUCCCUUUGUUCUGGUGCCGAAUGCUUUGGGAUCCUUGUCUGGUCUGGUGCAGCUGAUUCUCUAUGCAACAUACUACAGAACCACCAAGUGGGACGAGCCAGAAAAACCGACCUCUGAGGUUGAAAUAUCUGGUGCCUAA
Molecule: messenger RNA, 705 nt
Organism: Eucalyptus grandis
Lineage: Eukaryota; Viridiplantae; Streptophyta; Magnoliopsida; Myrtales; Myrtaceae
Product: bidirectional sugar transporter SWEET5
Exons: 6
Coding region: 1-705 (234 amino acids)
Biological process (GO): carbohydrate transport
Cellular component (GO): membrane
Molecular function (GO): sugar transmembrane transporter activity
Source: RefSeq, a predicted model, not a curated record